AAACCAUGCUGUUUAGUAUUUAUACUUUUUGUUUGUGCCUUCUUCCUCAAUUGAAAGCCAAGCCAGUAAGAUUUGUACCCAAAACAAAUCCAAGAAUUCAUAAAAAACACUGUAACAAAAGAAAAAAAGCCGGUAAGACAAAAAGAAAUAAAGCCAGAGCGUAGUGUAGUUGGUGAGAUUCAUUAUGAUCCUGAUCCCCAGUUGUUAUUUAUUACUUCGUCCGUAUCUCGCUGUACCCGCCUUUUCUUUCUUUCUUUCAUCAAUCAGAUUCAUUCAUUCACUCGCUUAAACUCCACUACUUCAAUCUCUUCACUUUCCGAUCACUGAUUUCCAAACUAAUUUCUCAGAUUCAGACACAAAGUAAUAAUAAUAAUAAUAAUAACAAUGGGAAGCACGUUGCGCUUAUACUUAACCUGCAUUCGCAACACUCUCGACGCCGCAAUGUGCCUCCAGAAUUUUCCUUGUCAAGAAGUUGAAAGGCAUAACAAACCUGAGGUCGAACUCAAGACCAGUCCCGAACUCCUUCUCAACCCUGUUUUGAUAUGCCGAAAUGAAGCUGAAAAAUGCUUAAUAGAAACAUCUAUCAAUUCAUUAAGGAUAAGUCUUAAGGUGAAGCAAGCUGAUGAACUUGAAAACAUAUUGACGAAGAAAUUUCUUAGAUUUUUGUCAAUGAGAGCUGAGGCUUUCCAAGUGCUGAGGAGAAAACCUGUGCAGGGAUAUGAUAUUAGCUUCCUUAUUACAAAUUACCACUGUGAGGAGAUGCAGAAGCAGAAACUCAUAGAUUUUAUAGUGCAAUUUAUGGAGGAUAUUGAUAAGGAGAUAAGCGAGCUUAAAAUGUCAGUGAACACACGGGGGAGGCUUGUGGCUACAGAGUUUCUGAAGCAGUUUAUAUGAUGUUUUGGACUAGUUAGAAAUAGAACUAACAAGUCCAUGUAUAUUGUACUAUUUCAAAUCUUGUCCCACCUUAUGUCUGAAGUACUUGGCCCCUAAGGCAAUGCUUGUGUCUUUAAUCUUUAUUAUUAUAUUCAGCAGCAGUGCAGAAGAAUUUCUAUUGA
Molecule: messenger RNA, 1055 nt
Organism: Cicer arietinum (chickpea)
Lineage: Eukaryota; Viridiplantae; Streptophyta; Magnoliopsida; Fabales; Fabaceae
Product: actin-related protein 2/3 complex subunit 4
Biological process (GO): Arp2/3 complex-mediated actin nucleation; actin filament polymerization
Cellular component (GO): actin cytoskeleton; Arp2/3 protein complex
Molecular function (GO): actin filament binding
Source: RefSeq, a predicted model, not a curated record